GUGGAGACGAUUGGCGACGCCUACAUGGUGGUGUCGGGGUUGCUGGUGAGGAAGGGGAACUUGCACGGGAGGGAAAUCGCCCGCAUGGCGCUCGCCCUGCUGCACGCCGUGCGAACAUUCAAGAUCUGCCACCGGCCCGAGCAGCAGCUGGAGCUGAGGAUAGGAGUUCACAGCGGGCCGGUGUGUGCGGGGGUGGUGGGUCUGAAGAUGCCACGCUACUGUUUGUUCGGAGACACCGUCAACACGUCGUCACGCAUGGAGUCCAGCGGGGAAGCACUGAAGAUCCACGUGUCGGCGGCGACUCACGACAUCUUGCAGGAGUUUAACUGCUUCCAGCUGGAGAGGAGAAGAGAGAUCGACGUGAAGGGCAAAGGGAAGAUGACCACCUAUUGGCUCCUGGGCGAGAGCAACAGCCAAUGAAAAGACAGCUUCCAGGGGACAGAGAGGAGGGGACAGUGGGACUCCAACAAACUAGAGAGUAGGGCGCGCUGACAGAGGAGACCCUUCU
Molecule: messenger RNA, 508 nt
Organism: Trematomus bernacchii (emerald rockcod)
Lineage: Eukaryota; Metazoa; Chordata; Actinopteri; Perciformes; Nototheniidae
Product: atrial natriuretic peptide receptor 1-like
Exons: 3
Biological process (GO): intracellular signal transduction; receptor guanylyl cyclase signaling pathway; cGMP biosynthetic process
Molecular function (GO): guanylate cyclase activity; peptide receptor activity
Source: RefSeq, a predicted model, not a curated record